Molecule: messenger RNA, 974 nt
Organism: Phragmites australis (common reed)
Lineage: Eukaryota; Viridiplantae; Streptophyta; Magnoliopsida; Poales; Poaceae
Exons: 5
Coding region: 327-740 (137 amino acids)
Biological process (GO): regulation of DNA-templated transcription
Source: RefSeq, a predicted model, not a curated record
GAAGGAUUCCCCACCGCUUCGUCUUCCCCUUUCCCCUCCCCUCUCCGCACCACACCACCGCCGUUCGAAUAUUCCAAGCUUGCGAUUGCGAGGGGGACGACUGGAGAGGAGAGCCGAGCACUGAACCCUAAUUGCUUCCGCCGAUUGCUCACAGGUGCAUUUCAAUGCAAUGGCCGCUAUUCGGCUGCGACGGCAAAAUGUUGCCAGCAUUAUUGUGAUUCAGUUUGUGCCGCUGCCGCUGCUAUGUUGCUUCGACGUUCAAUAUCACUAGCAAUUCGUUCUUUUAUAAUCCCUUUUUCUUCCAGCUCUAAGACAGGGGAGGUACGAUGUCUAGUGCAAAUGAGAUGAUCAGGGCAGAAUCGAGGAUGAUGGUGGUCUUUGGUGCCUUUGCAUCAAAACCGGAGCCACUGACAUUUGAAGAAUCCCUCAGAUUUAUCAAGAAAGUGAAGGCUUGUGAUUACAUGUUGUAUUUGUCGCUAUUUGAUAUUCUUGGCAGAACAGAGUUGUCCCAGCUCGAGGCCUACCGAGAGUUACAGCUGCUGUUGCGAAAUCACCCAGAUUUGUGUGAAGAGCUUGAAAAGUUCAGACCACCUGUGCCUACAAAACACGUGACAAACAACAUUUGGCCCUGGGUUAUUGUGUGUGCCGUUCCAUUUGUUGCGGUAAGCCUAAUUCCGGCGCUUGGAAACCCAGUACUGUGGUUCGUUCAACAGACGAUUGGUGAGAAAAUGGCAGCAUGAUCCAACAACCACUGCAGUUUAUAUAAGUGGUUGACCUCCUCAUUUAUUCUAUCAAUAAUGUAACUAAUAUUAUCCUAUGUGUAUAUAUUUAGAGUAGCAUUCUGGAAGGGAACUGGUGCUUGUGGUUACCAAGUUGCACUCGAGAGAAAUUUGGUCACUAUUUGUAGGGGUGCAGGUGCGUCAAACAUUACGAUUUUGAAUUGUGUUGAAGUGCAAAAUCAAGCUUCCUUGGAA